This is a messenger RNA of Linnemannia hyalina, 3522 nucleotides long. NCBI's taxonomy places the organism in Eukaryota, Fungi, Mortierellomycota, Mortierellomycetes, Mortierellales, Mortierellaceae. The record is from the annotation of a GenBank genome assembly.
AUGUCUAAAGACGAACACAAGGAGCGCCAGCGGGUCACCAAAGAUGCAAAGGCCGAUAUGUGCUCUAGCUGCGAGCUGCUUCAGAUUCCUUGCCUGUAUCUCGAUCCUACCAAGAAACGUGGCCCACCCAAAGGCGCUGGACGCCAUAUCAAUGCCAUCGAGGAUCGUCUACACCGUAUGGAGUCAAUAGUUGGCGGUUUUGGAGAAGGAGAGCCAGCUGGCGGCUCGGGCGAUGAAAACGGAUCCAAUCCUCCUUCAAGUUUAUCUUCGACGAGCUCAAAACCACGGCGGCGGAAAUCUACAAAGGGCAAGCAGAGUUCAGCACAGGAGGACGAAUCGAUGCAGGCGAACAGUGAACAGUCUCUCCAAAAUAUGCAUCAAGUCCAAAUGGAGCACCAGCAUCGCCCUCCACCUUUGCAGGACCUCUCGCUGGAGCAUCGACAGCAGCAGCUCCAAUCUCACUUUCAGGCAGAUAACCCGUUUCAGCCCCGCCAGGUCGUACAAUCUCAGCAUCCUUCUCACCUUGACUUGCAGCUGGACUCGAGUCAAAGUCCCGAAACAAUGUCUCAGACUCACACCGAUGAUAUGCUGGACCCCAACCUCGCCGUCCCUCUUCACCAGGACCUGCUGAGGGACAGCGCCUUCCCGGCAUUUGGAACCCCCUCCCCUGUUCUCAGCUCAAAUCAUUCCAACAGCGAAUACCGUGAACGCUCUCCUGGACUCGACACCCUUCCGCAACUAGGAGUUCAUACACCGCCGAGCCAUAGCCAUGACCUGGACGACCUCGAGGAGGAUAUGGGACACCUGACAUUGGACCACAAGGGACUCGAACGUUACGUCGGCAAAUCCUCGCCCAUGUUCUACAACCGCCGACACUGGGGCGGACACUCAAUUCGGGAACGCGAGCAGCCUGCAGCCCAAAAGUUUCUCGACAACCCCGAUUUGCCUUCGCCCGAGCUUAUGACCAAUCUGCUCAACCUCUACUUCACCUACGUUCACCCUUUCGCGCCUGUGUUUGUCUGGUCCAAGUUCCUCAAGCGUCUUCAAACGAAGCAGUACAGUCCGUCGUUCCUGUGUUUGUUGAACAGUAUCUUUGCCUUGGCAGCACGCUUUUCCGACGACCUCUCGCUCAGGACAGAUCCCACCAAGCCUGAAACCGUUGGUAUUCAGUUUGUGGAAAAGGCCAAGGAGAUUCUGGAUACAAUUUACGACGCGCCAGAUAUGUACUGCGUGGGAGCGUUGGUCUUGCUCUCCUACCAACAGAUGGGAACUGGAGGCGGAUACCGUGCCUGGAUGUUUAUCGGUCUCUCGAUCCGCAUGGCUCAGCACUUGGGCUUGAACAGGGACUGUAUGAAGCUCAACCCGCACAUGCCAGUGCUUGACCGGGAAGAGCGCAACCGCAUCUGGUGGACUUGUUUUGUCGCCGACCGCCUCGUCUCAGCAAGCUUUGGGAGGCCACAGGGUAUUAACGAGCACGACGUGGAUGCUACAUAUCCCGAGGGCAUUGACGAGGAAAACAUACAGCUCGAGUACAGACUGGACGGUGCUACUUCGACUUUGUCUGGACCCUCUCCCCAUUCUGAAAAGAAUUUUGUUUACAUGGCUUCGUUGACAAGGAUAAUGGGUCGAGUCAUGGUCAGCUUGUACAGUCCUCUCUCCCGUGCAACGGCCAUGUCGAGUUCAUUGAUGAAUCCCGCACCUCUGGAACAGCUAGACAAGGAACUGACGGACUGGCUCUUGACCUUGCCGCCUCACUUGCAGUUCCGAUCUGUUCAACAGGAGCCAGGCAACUUUGUCUGCACUCUUCACAUGACAUUCUACACGACGCUGAUCUUGCUGCAUCGACCAUACAGUCACAAGUCAGCCUCCAGCAACCCUAACGACUCCUCGAUCUCUCUUUCGAUCUGCACGUCGGCUGCCAACAACUGCAUCGAGAUGGCCAGCAACCUGAUGCGCGCAACGGACGGAAACAGGGAUGUUCCUCGUUUGAAGUGCCUCCUUCACAGCGCUGUCUUCAACUUCUUCACCGCGGGACUUGUGCACAUCACCAACUGCACUAGCAUGGAUCCAGUCCUGGCUGCUUCAGCCAAACUGCGCACGGUUGAGACCCUGCGAUGCUUGUCUGUCAUGGAGGAUAUCUGGAUCAGCAGCAAGUGGUGCGGAAACAACAUCAAGAACCUCUUGAAGGCGCGCAGCAUUGAGCUCCCCUGCUCAGUUGAAGGCUUCAAGGUCAUGGUGAGGAAUGGCGCGGAUACGGCGCCAGCAACGAAUGGUGUCAACCCUGCACAGUUGGAACUUCUCCAUAGCAAUAUGGUUCCAAAAGAGCAGUCGUUUGCGUUUGACGUUGAUCAGAUCAUGGGAUACUAUCAAGCACCAGGCAUUCGCCAAACCGAGCCCACAGGCCGCAACUCGAGGCACUUUUCGCCAACGCCGUACUUCAGCCCUGUUUCACCUCAUCACGCGCAAAACCAAGUGCGGCCCCACCCUGGGUUGACUCAGGGCCAUGCACCACUCCCCCGUCGACCAAGGCAGACUAAGAACACUUCGCCCACGCCAGGAAGCAUCAUAUCAUCAGGAUCCAUUGCUGGCACAUUAUCCAACAACUCCGCGACAUCGAUAUAUAUACCUGGAUCUUCUGUCGAUGCCGUCGUACCAUCGGACUCGAACUUUUUCAAUUCGCCUCUCAUCGAUCCUUUCGCCACCCCAGGUUCUGCCUCAGUGGUCAAUGGCCUGCCCACAAUCUCUCCGGAAACCGGAAGCACCACCGGCGGGAUCGCUUUGUACCAUAACCCCUUUGCUGCAACUCUCUGGAACUCCCCGGCUUCGAUGGAUAACGACGAAUGGAUAAUGUACAUGCAGAAUGGAGGAUCGGGCAGUCAGCUGAGGAGCAACGAUGGAUCUAGCACGAGUCCCACUGGCGGCAACGGAGGUGGAGCUGCUAUAAAGUUGGAGCACGGUCUGCCGGCCGUAGCGGAGAACAACCCAUUGGGCAUGAACCACAGCAAUGCCAGCAACAGCAGCUUGAUCCACGCCAGUCGAUUGCACCCAUUGGCUCAGAGCAUGACUCGUAACGACCUUAUGGACAGCGAGGGCGAAGUGAGUGGGAGCGACGGGGUGUCAUUGAUCGAUCAGCACCAUUCGUCACCUUCUGGAACGCUCACACCCAACGGGACGCUGAUGAGCAAUGGAUAUGCAUCGCAGGGUGCGGUCCCGUCUCCAGUCUCUCAGCAACACUCAUCAACAGCCCUUCAGCAACAUCACCACCAACAACAACAACAACAACAACAACAACAACAACAACAGCAACGGUCGCUUCAACGCGCAGGAGCUCAUCAUCAACACCAACAGCAACAUCAGCACCAGCUUCAACAGCCACUCCUUCCCUCGCAGUCGCCGGCCGAGUACGAGUAUUUUCUGAACAAUGGCAGUUCAGGAGCUGGUGCGAACCAUCACCAUCAUCAACAGCAGCAGCAGCACCAGCAGGCCCAAGCAGCCAUCGUUGGCCAAUCGUGGAGUAGUUGA